UCUCCUUCUCUUGUUCGCAAGCUUCCGUUACAGUUUCAGAUUUUUGUGACCGUGUCGCGCCUGGUCUGGGAUUGCAACCAUUGUCAAUCGCCGCCGAGAAAUGGCGAAAGCGCCUGAAAGAGAGCAUCCGGUGAAGGCCUUUGGUUGGGCUGCGAGAGACAAUUCUGCAGUCUUCUCUCCGUUCAAGUUUUCCAGGAGGGCGACUGGCGAGCACGAUGUGCAGUUCAAAGUUAUGUACUGUGGCGUCUGCCAUUCGGAUCUUCAUAUGGCCAAAAACGAUUGGGGAUUCACUCAGUAUCCUUUGGUCCCUGGGCAUGAGAUUGUCGGGGUGGUGACUGAGGUAGGUAGCAAGGUGAAGAAGGUGAAGGUAGGCGACAAUGUCGGAGUUGGAUGCUUGGUAGGAUCGUGUCGUGAAUGCGAUCGAUGCAGGAAUGAUCUGGAAAAUCACUGCUCCAAAUUCAUAAUGACUUACAGCUCCUUCGACACUGAUGGCACCAUCACACGCGGAGGUUACUCCGACACCAUGGUCUCAGACGAGCAUUUCGUCAUCCGUUGGCCUGAGAACUUCCCCCUCGACGCCGGAGCUCCUCUCCUCUGUGCCGGAAUCACCACUUACAGCCCCUUGAGGCACUUCGGGCUCGACAAGCCCGGACUUCACGUUGGCGUGGUUGGUCUUGGCGGGCUCGGACAUGUUGCUGUCAAAUUUGCCAAAGCUUUCGGAACUAAGGUGACUGUUAUCAGUACUUCAAUUAGUAAAAAGAAGGAAGCGAUCGAAAUUCUUGGCGCUGACGAGUUUUUGGUUAGCAAAGACUUGGAGCAAAUGCAGGCUGCAGCAGGUACGUUGGACGGCAUCCUCGACACUGUAUCGGCAGAUCAUCCUAUGGCGCCACUGCUGAGUCUUUUAAAGCCCGAUGGAAGGCUCGUUUUGCUCGGAGUUCCUGGAAAGCCUUUGGAAUUCCCGGCUUUUGGGGUUAUUGCGGGCAGGAAGUCGAUAUCGGGGAGCGGGAUUGGAGGGUUGAAGGAGACUCAAGAGAUGAUCGAUUUUGCGGCGAAACACAACAUACUGCCGGAUGUCGAGGUUAUACCCUUCGAUUACGUGAAUGCUGCCAUGGAACGGCUGGAGAAAGGCGACGUCAAGUAUCGGUUCGUGAUCGAUGUCGCGAAAACGUUGAAACCCGAGUGAAGGUUGAGAUUUUAUGAUAUGAUACGAUACGAUAUUUUGGUUUGGAUUUUGCGAUAAUAAUAAUAAGAAGAAGAAAGAAAAACAAGAUACUCUGUUAGCACUAUUCUGUAUUUGAAUCCAUUUUCUGUUUGUUGUUGGCUGAUUAAACUCUGGAUAAUAUAGUGAAAUCUUGGUUUGUUA
Messenger RNA from Andrographis paniculata, 1363 nucleotides. Its product is annotated as geraniol dehydrogenase 1-like. The transcript has 4 exons. Gene Ontology annotation, biological process: lignin biosynthetic process. Lineage: Eukaryota; Viridiplantae; Streptophyta; Magnoliopsida; Lamiales; Acanthaceae. The record is from RefSeq and is a predicted model, not a curated record. Gene Ontology annotation, molecular function: zinc ion binding; cinnamyl-alcohol dehydrogenase activity. Bases 101 to 1183 code for a protein of 360 amino acids.